AGCUGCUUCAAUCAUUAAGACGGUAAUGAUGGGCACAAUGCCCAGAACCAUAGACGUUACUUGUAGGUCCGUUGUCAAAUCAAAAGAUCACAAAUUAAUUCUUUUCUAGGGGCACUUGCCCCCUUCACUCUCUGGAUCAAGAUCGAAAGUUACAGCAUCCUCAUAGCAUCAUGUGCGCCUGUUGUCGCAUGUUCUUCAACUUCGAAGCCGAUGAACCACAAGAAGAUCCAUUAUCCCCCACCACUUUCUCUCCACACUCAAUAUUAUUAGGGCGGCUUGAGCAGAGUGCUCGAAACUCGGGGUUUGAUAGAAUAGAAAGCAUUGAGACUUUUCACGGGGGAUCCGAGGGGAGGUCAAUGAAGAGCGAGACAGAACAGGGGGUCCAAAAUGGGGGUGUUACGCAUGACAGUGAAGGGUCUAAGAAGCCAUUUGGGGUGAUAGAAGUGGCGAGAAAUUCGCUACUUGGGUUGCGUACGGAUAGUCGCGGUUGAUUUGGACACCAACAGUAAUCAAUUUUGUUUUGAAGGGCGUGCUU
Messenger RNA from Hyaloscypha bicolor E, 535 nucleotides. RefSeq lists its product as uncharacterized. The coding region runs from base 171 to 491 and encodes 106 amino acids. The record is from RefSeq and is a predicted model, not a curated record. NCBI's taxonomy places the organism in Eukaryota, Fungi, Ascomycota, Leotiomycetes, Helotiales, Hyaloscyphaceae. The transcript has 2 exons.